This is a messenger RNA of Bombyx mandarina (wild silkworm), 2905 nucleotides long. It is a transcript of the gene Lk6, whose product is annotated as MAPK interacting serine/threonine Lk6 kinase. Gene Ontology annotation, biological process: protein phosphorylation. The record is from RefSeq and is a predicted model, not a curated record. Gene Ontology annotation, molecular function: ATP binding; protein kinase activity. NCBI's taxonomy places the organism in Eukaryota, Metazoa, Arthropoda, Insecta, Lepidoptera, Bombycidae.
UUCGCGUUGACUCCGCGCGUCCGCGACCUGAGUCGCGAUCCUCAAUUCCUCAGUUGGAUUUCAGAACAUCGGAUAGGCGGGCGUGUGUAGGAUGGAUCGCUAACGAUACCAGCAGUUUUUUAUUCCGUCUUCUAAGAGUGUUUGUUUAUUACCUUCCGGCACAAUUUACGUACAUCCUUCUCGACGGUGGUGCUUUUUUCGUUAAUUUCUCGUAUUAUUUUUGGCGUUUUUUUUUCCUUCAUCUUUUAACGCUGUACCGAUUUCACGUCGAGAAGGCGACCGCCACAAGUUUGAAAGCGGCUUUUAAGAGUAGUACACCUACUCGUUUUAAAUAUCAUUAUCGCUGUAUCAACGUAUCAAGCAAUCAAGAUGGUCAAGAAGGUAUCGGAAGAGAGUGUAGAUAGCGGUGUGGGUCGCUGUAGCAGCCAGUCGGGGAGUGAACGCGAGUCAGAUGAGACUCCACGGGGCGCUGAGCAGUCCGCGCCGGUCGACAUCCCCGACAGCGAGGACAUGCAGCGACGUAAGGAAGAGGCGCGCAGGAAGCGUCGCAGGAAGAAGCGUUCUGGAAGCUCCGUUGUUACUUCAUGUUUCCAAGACCUGUACAAGUUGACGGGCGAGGUUUUGGGCGAGGGCGCAUACGCCUCGGUUCAGACGUGCGUUAACAUUUACACGGGGCUCGAGUUCGCUGUGAAGAUCAUCGACAAAGUACCGGGGCACGCCCGCGCCCGGGUGUUCCGCGAAGUGGAGACCUUCCACUACUGCCAGGGACACCCGAACAUAAUCCAGCUCAUCGAAUUCUUUGAGGACACGGACAAGUUCUAUCUUGUCUUCGAGAAGAUCAAUGGCGGUCAGCUCCUCUCUCGUAUACAGGAGCACCAUUACUUUUCUGAGCCGCAAGCGGCGGAGAUAGUACGCGAGCUGGCGAACGCCCUGCACUUCCUCCACGGGAAGGGAGUCGCUCACAGGGACUUGAAGCCCGAGAACAUUCUGUGCGUGUACCGCGACAGGCUGUGCCCGGUCAAGAUCUGCGACUUUGAUCUGGGUAGCGGCAUCAGCUUCACGUCGAGCGUAGCGAGCCCGCUGGCCACGCCGCAGCUGAUGACGCCGGUGGGCAGCGCUGAAUUCAUGGCACCCGAAGUGGUGUCCCUGUUCGCGGGCUCGGCUGCGACGCACUAUGACAAACGAUGUGACUUGUGGUCGCUGGGCGUCAUCGCCUACAUUUUACUCUGUGGGUAUCCGCCGUUCCGCGCUGACUGCGGAGCUGAUUGCGGAUGGGAGCGCGGAGAGAACUGCCGCGCCUGUCAGGAUCUCCUUUUCACUUCGAUACAGGAGGGUCGUUAUUCGUUCCCCGAAGAAGAAUGGUCACACAUUUCUUCUGAAGCGAAAGAUUUGAUUCGGCAACUGUUGGUGCGCGAAGCCUCCCACCGACUGAGCGCGGAACGCGUGCUCCAGCACCACUGGCUUCGUCGCGCCGACCCGCACGCCCAGCACCCUAAGCUGCAGACCCCUCAUAAUAUUAAACGGAACUUAUCCGCUCGCAACCUGUCGGAGUUCGCGGAGUCUGCGAUGGCGGUCAACCGCGUGAUCCAGCAGCACUUCUCGAUGAACUACUCGUACAUGGAGCGUCCGGCGGCGGUGCGGUGCAGCAAGUCGUGCUGCGGGGGCGCGGCGGGCGGGGCGGCGUCGCUGCUGGAGGCGGACGAGUUCGCGCCGCUGGGGCUGUCCCCGCCGGCCGAGUCGGAGCUGCUGCGGCGCCGCCUGCAGCCGCCGGUGCACUAGCCGCCGCCGAGCCCGCCGAACGACCCGAUACGGUUUCAUUUGAGCCAUUAAACGUGUAUUUUUAUUGAUAAUGAAAACGACUGAGUAGUUUUUACGACGUGUAGCGUGCCGCGGGCGUCCCGGGCUCCGCACCAGGCGUGGAUGAUAUUUUUGGAUUUUUAAAAUCCUCAUUUUGAAGUCGAGCUCGUACUCGUGUGCGGUCGCCUUCCUUUCGUGGCCUAUUCCUUGCAAUAAAUAGAAAUUAUGUAAUUUUCGACGGCGUUUUCGGAUCCUAGUCUGUUUAUGUGAUUGUUUUUAUGCAUUUUUACUGAUUAUUAAAAAAAAAAACGCAUCUCAAUCUUUAAAUUUCGAAUCGAUCUAUGAAAUGAGAAAGGUAGUUGAAGUGCGGGCGAUAUGUGACAUUUUUAUAAGGUGCAAGUGUAAAUAUUCUCGCGUUUAUUUCGAUCAUUACAUAAUUAUAAUAUUUUGGAUAUGUAAAAUAAGAAUAAAAUUCUCUUAGUAUUGUCCGACGAACAGAACGGAUGCUUGUGAAUAGAUUGUAUGAAACGUCAUAUAUGCUACGCUACUACAGUAGGCUACUUGCUACUUAAUUAACCGAGAGGCCGAAACAUUACACAAUUCUUAAAUUACUCAAAGAGUUUAAUGAAAAUCUUUGUAAAAGAUUGCAAUUUUUAAUAGAUCUACUAAUUAAAAUAUCUCGAACGAAUAUAUGAUGAUAAUUAUGUGUUGGCAAGUCGUCCUCUGUGAGUACCUACUUUAAGUGUUGCAUGGGGUUCCAUGGAGCUGCCAUAACAUUGUGAUCAGUUUGAAUACUUUUAUAUUGCUGAAAGAAUGUGGUGUUGAUAUUGUUAAGUGUAGACUUGCUAGACUGUAAUCCUGCGUAGUUCGUUGAUUGGACGAGGAAUGAAAAUGUACAAAUCAGUUGGCCGUUAUUGUUUACAUUAUAAAUUUUAUAUUACACAAAUUAUAAUAAAAAUUAUAUUUAUGUUUUGUAAUUCGUAUCUGAGUGAGUGGCUUUAAUCCAAUCAAUUUAAAAAAAUUACAUACGCAGAUGUUUGUUGAAAUUUUGUUUUACGACUAAAUCAUUGAUUUGAAAUGUCAUUUGAAAUACAGAUGUUUGAAUUUU